Molecule: messenger RNA, 3795 nt
Organism: Malaya genurostris
Lineage: Eukaryota; Metazoa; Arthropoda; Insecta; Diptera; Culicidae
Gene: Ctr9
Product: RNA polymerase-associated protein CTR9 homolog
Exons: 6
Coding region: 154-3561 (1135 amino acids)
Biological process (GO): regulation of DNA-templated transcription
Cellular component (GO): Cdc73/Paf1 complex
Molecular function (GO): RNA polymerase II complex binding
Source: RefSeq, a predicted model, not a curated record
GGCCGCGGCAGAUUUUUUCGUUCGUGUCUGCUCGUCGCGUUGUUUUUUCACUCGUCAAUCUGUUUUCACUUUAUAUAAUUGAAGUUUUAAUCGUGUAAAACUUUGCGUAGGUGCUUUGAAAUAGUGGUAAAGUGUGUCUCAGUGAGCCUACCAAUGGCGGCACCGAUCGAAAUCCCGCUCCGGGAUACGGAUGAGGUCAUCGAGCUGGAUCCGGAACAGUUGCCGGAUGGCGAAGAAGUGUUAGGUAUUUUGCGUCAGGAGCGGUCUCAAUUAAAUACCUGGGUUACUGUUGCGUUGGCCUACUACAAGCAAGUUAAGACCGAUGAUUUCAUUAAAAUUUUGGAAGCGUCUCGUAUCGACGCCAACAUUAGCUAUCGAGACUUUGAGAAGGACCAGAUGCGAGCGUACGAUAUGUUGGCGGCGUACUAUGUUCAGGAAGCGAACCGAGAAAAAUCCAAGGACAAGAAGCGGGAACUAUUCAUGAAGGCUACCCAUUUGUACACGACGGCUGACAAAAUUAUCAUGUACGACCAGAACCAUCUGUUGGGGCGAGCAUAUUUCUGUCUGCUUGAAGGGGACAAAAUGGAGCAGGCUGAUGCGCAGUUCAAUUUCGUGCUGAACCAGUCCCCGUCCAAUAUUCCGUCGCUGUUGGGUAAAGCUUGCAUUGCAUUUAACAAGAAAGAUUACAGAGGAGCACUGGCUUUCUACAAAAAAGCACUUCGAACCAAUCCCAACUGUCCGGCGGCAGUGCGACUCGGCAUGGGACAUUGUUUCCUGAAAAUGAACAAUCAGGAAAAGGCAAAAUUGGCUUUUCAACGAGCUUUGGAUUUAGAUCCUCAGUGUGUCGGAGCGCUGGUCGGUUUGGCUAUUUUGAAACUCAAUCUACACGAACCCGAAUCCAACCGACUUGGUGUUCAGAUGCUUUCGAAGGCUUACACAAUUGAUUCCACCAAUCCGAUGGUUUUGAACCAUUUGGCCAAUCAUUUUUUCUUCAAGAAGGAUUAUCAAAAGGUACAACAUUUGGCACUGCACGCCUUUCAUAACACGGAAAAUGAGGCAAUGCGUGCGGAGAGUUGUUACCAGCUGGCAAGAGCAUUUCACGUUCAGCAGGACUAUGACCAGGCUUUUCAGUACUACUACCAAUCUACACAGUUUGCUCCGGUUAACUUUGUCCUGCCGCAUUUCGGUUUGGGUCAAAUGUACAUUUACAGAGGUGAUUCGGAAAAUGCCGCUCAAUGCUUUGAGAAAGUGCUGAAAGCGCAACCCGGCAAUUAUGAAACUAUGAAAAUCCUUGGCUCGCUGUAUGCUACUUCAUCGUCUCAAUCGAAGCGAGAUAUUGCCAAGAGCCAUCUGAAAAAGGUUACGGAACAGUUUCCGGAUGACGUCGAAGCUUGGAUCGAGCUGGCCCAGAUAUUGGAGCAAAAUGAUUUGCAGGGAUCGCUACAGGCUUAUGCCACGGCAACACACAUUCUGACGGAUAAGGUAAAAGCGGACAUUCCACCGGAAAUUCUGAACAAUGUGGCAGCACUUCACUAUCGUCUCGGUAACCUGAACGAAGCGAUGGCCAAACUGGAGCUGGCGAUCAACCGUGCCAAAACGGAAGCUCAGCACGAUUCUCAGUAUUACGAUUCAAUCUCGGUCACUAUGACCUACAAUCUGGCAAGAUUGAACGAAGCAAUGGCUUCGUUUGAUAAGGCCGAUAAAUUGUACAAGGAUAUUUUGAAAGAGCAUCCUAACUACAUCGAUUGCUAUCUACGGCUGGGUUGCAUGGCACGUGACAAGGGUUUAAUUUUUGUGGCGUCCGAUUUCUUCAAGGAUGCCCUUAAGAUCAACAUGGAAAAUCCGGAUACGCGUUCGCUGCUCGGUAAUUUACAUUUGGCAAAGAUGCAGUGGACGUUGGGUCAGAAAAAUUUCGAAACCAUCCUGAAGAAUCCGGCCACUUCCAGCGAUGCUUAUUCGUUGAUUGCGCUGGGUAACUUCUGGCUGCAAAGUCUGCAUCAACCCAGCAAGGACAAGGAGAAAGAGAAGAAACACCAGGAGAAAGCACUGGCAAUCUACAAGCAGGUGCUGCGAAACGAUCCGAAGAAUAUUUGGGCUGCCAAUGGGAUUGGAGCUGUGCUGGCACACAAGGGCUGUAUCAUCGAGGCUCGCGAUAUUUUUGCACAGGUCCGUGAAGCCACAGCCGAUUUCUGCGAUGUGUGGCUAAACAUUGCCCACAUCUACGUGGAACAGAAGCAAUACAUCAGCGCAAUCCAGAUGUACGAAAAUUGUCUGAAGAAAUUCUACAAGCACAACAACGUCGACGUGAUGCAGUACUUGGCCCGGGCCUACUUCCGCGCCGGUAAGUUGAAGGAAGCCAAGAUGACCCUACUGAAGGCACGCCGUGUGGCUCCACAGGAUACGGUGCUGUUGUUCAACAUAGCCCUGGUCCUGCAGCGUCUGGCCAUGGUGGUACUUCGGGAUGAGAAAUCCGUGCUGAGUGUCGUUCUUCAGGCGGUGCACGAGCUAGGAUUGGCUCAUAAAUAUUUCAACUAUUUGUCUAUUCACGGUGACAAAACAAGAUACAACAUUGCUCUGGCUGCCACUGAAGCUAGCCAGUGUCAGGAUUUGUUGCAGCAAGCUCAGUAUCACGUGUCCCGUGCCAGGAAAAUCGACGAGGAGGAGCGUGUGCUCCGCCAGAAACAGGAACUGGAACGCGAAGAAUUCAAACGACGCCAAAUGGAGGAACGAAUGCGCUUGGAAGAAAUGCGUCGCAAAGCUCACGAAGAAAUGCUCGCCAAGCGACAGGAGUACAAGGAAAAGACGAAAAAUGCUUUGUUCUUUAUCGAAACAGGACCCGAACCGAAGAAAAAGGGAGGUCGCGGACGCAAAGACUACAUCUCCGAUUCGGACGCUUCUGGGCCUGGAGGAAGCGGCGAAGAAGGUGGGCCUUCGAAGGAACGCAAACGAAAGGAACCGGGUGAAAAGAAGAAACGCAAACCGGGAGGCGGACGCAAGAAGAAGGACAAAGCGCCCAGAGGAUCCGGUUCGGAGAGCGAAGAAGAUUCGGCACCGAAGAAACGUGGGCGCAAGAAGGGUUCCUUUGGUGCCAAGAAGGCCAAACAAAUGGAAGAAGGUCUUACUUCGAAGCAGAAAUCAAGAAUUGUUUCUAAAGCCACUGUUUCAACGAGCGAAUCCGACAGUGACGGCAGUCGACUCAAAAUUGCCAGUGGUGAAGAUUCAGGAUCAGGUGGAAAUAGUCCGGCGGCGAAGCGUAAGCGCGUUAUUGCUUCCGGAUCGGAAAGUGGUUCCGAUAGAUCCCGAUCCCGUUCACGCUCAAAGUCUGGUAGUCGUAGUCGAAGCGGUUCUCGGUCGGUGUCUAGAUCUAGAUCGAAAUCAAGAAGCCGGUCGCGGUCUAAAUCUGGCAGCCGUUCUGGUUCGGGUUCCCGAAGAUCUAAAUCGGGUAGCCGUUCGAGAUCCGGAAGCCGCUCUGCGUCCGGUUCGAGAUCCCGAUCAGCUUCCGGCAGUCGACAAGCGUCCCCUAUAUCUCGAAAAUCUGUUUCGGGAUCUGGGUCUGACUAAAUUUUUUGCUAGUUUUCAUGUUUCUUCUAAAACGAAUUUGCAUUGCUUGUAUCAUGCUUUAAAAAAGGACCAUAUCCGGCUUAUAAUCGUCUGCGCCUGUUAGUGGAAGCAAUCGUGUUCAGAUGAACUCGACAAAACAAUAGAAUGUUGAGUUAUUUUAUUCUUCAAAUGAAUUGAUUUAAAAGCAUAACAUAGACAUAAGUUUCUAGUAGAAUAAAUAUUUGAAAAAGCGAA